AUGAGAAUACAGCGUGAGAAGUGGACGUCUGUUCUAUCGGAUGUGGAUCCUCUGCUGGUCGAAUUGGAGAGUGAGCGUCAGAAACACCGGUUCUUGAGCAGCCUGGAGGACAUCGAGACACAUGCCAAAGUCAUGGAGACCGCUAUGACCGGAGGUGAGAUGGAGAAGACGCUCGCCCCAUACAACGCACUCUUCAACCUGAACAAAGAGCUGGCGACAAACACGUCGUAUAUGCGGCUGCAGAGCCACUGCCAGCAUAAGCUGGAGAGCUGCUACUCGAAGUUGAUACAGAGAUACUCAGAUGAUUUCCGAGUGGCGUUGGAACAAAUGCACUGGCCACAAACGUUCAGCAACAAGCUGGGCAAACCGGAUACGUAUAAUAAAGGGCUCAUCCGGUUCCAAUUGAUGUUUUGUUUAAUGCUUGACCUCAAAUCGCCGUACGAAAGUGGGGCUGAUGACAAGGAACCCGACGCACCACUCCCCGACAGUAUGUCACAGCCAGAGCAACCGCCAACACGCUUGUCGCUGCUACCGCUCAAUCUAAUGCUGGAGCCGCUGGAGAAACGCUUCAGGUAUCACUUUUCGGGGCGGCGAGAAACCAAUCGCAUUGACAAGCCCGAGUGGAUGUACACCUUUUUGAUCAAUGUGCUCAAGAGCCACUUCCAUCUGCUCACCAAAGUACUGCAGCCGUUGCUGGACAGGCGCCAGAUACCAGUGCAUACUGUGACCCUCUUCACCCAGAGCCUCGUCAAACUCGUUAAUAAGAAGCUAGAGCUGGACAUGGACAAGUUCACAGCCUCCCGAGAAAUUCUGUCGCACGUGAUAGCCGAAACGCUCGCCUUCGAGCGCGAGCUCAAAGGCACAUACUUCUAUCCGACGGAUCUGCCCAUCUCCGUGCACGUGUUCACGGGCGACAGAGAUCGGUUUGCGCUAUGGCUGAAGUACGAAACUACCUACGCACUCGAAAGGCUCGAUAUGAUGAUGGAUUCGCCCGUGGGAAACACCUUCAAAUAUCAAGGCGUUGAGGGUAUGAAGAGUCUCCGGCCUACUGAAGUGUCUGGCGAUGUGCUGCUGCUACUACAGAGCAUCACCGAACGCUACCAUGGCUUGUCAGAUGUGACUUUGCAAUACCAGUUUAUCUCUCACAUACAAAUAAGAAUAUUGGCUAUUUUCCUUAAUGAACUGGAGACUGUGACCGUGAAGUACCAGGAAGAUCUUCACGAGGCUAUCGACCGACAGGAAAGCUUCAUGAUGCACAUUAACUCAGUCUUCUAUUUAUACACCAUCGUAGCGGAUUGGUCGGAGCAAGUGUUUUUCAUGGACAUCUACGAGCGAUUGCGGGCCAAUGCGGACACCUACGAGGCCAUAAAAAAGGACCGCAGGACACUUGGGGCAGAACACAGCACCACAUCCAGGACAAGCGUGGAUAGUCUGGCUCGGGCGAGUACGGGUGGGCACGCACAUAGACAAGCACGUGCACAGGAUACUGAUGGUGGCGACGAGAGCCAUAACGGGACGGAAAGCGGGACCGAGAGUGAGGCGGAGGAGCAUGAACCAUCGGAGUAUAUAGUUGAUGACGUGGAAGGCCAGGAGAGUGAGCUGAGCAUGGGCCUAUGGGCUAGCAGUGCCUCGGCUGGCUCAAGCGACGGCGGUGGUGUCUUCAAGGGCAUUCUGAAGAAGUACCGACUCGCGCUGGAUGAGUUACUGGGGCGUUUGACAAAGUCGGCUGUGGAUGGGAUACUGCCCUUGUUCAAAGCGUACCGGAGACAAAGGUGGACAGUAGCCACCUCCACUCGUGCAGCCGCGCACUCAGACGUAUCCCUGGCCGUGUGUGAACCAUUCCAGGUUAUCAAGGAGUUCAUGGACGUGGCGCACAGCACGCUAGCCGAGCCACUGUUCAACCACAUCUGGCCCAGGAUUGCCAAGUCAGUCUCACAGUAUAUCCUGAACGAAGUCAUCUGCACCAACUUCUUCAACGAGGGCGGUGCCAAGCAACUGCAAAUCGAUUCGGAGUGCCUGUUCCGAAUGUUCAAGCUAUACACUAACCAACCCGAGAACUUCUUUAAACAGUUCAAAGAGACGGUUUUACUGUUAAAUAUGGACCUAGAAAAGAUACAGGAAACUAAGGCAAAACUCACAGCAGCCGAGGAAUCAGACGACCUAGAUGAAACUGCGGAGGUGUUGGAGCAUCUGGCCAGCCUCAAUGUGUACAAACUCACCGCUGACCAAGCGUUAACGGUGUUGGGUCGGUUUCUGUUUCCCACGAAAAGUUGAGAUGGCGCGGAUAACUAGUUAGAGGCAUUAAGUUAAAUAAAGUGGGUCAUGGACAGGUUUACCGCGG
Messenger RNA from Sphaeroforma arctica JP610, 2341 nucleotides. RefSeq lists its product as hypothetical. NCBI's taxonomy places the organism in Eukaryota, Ichthyosporea, Ichthyophonida. Gene Ontology annotation, cellular component: Dsl1/NZR complex. The transcript is spliced from 18 exons. The record is from RefSeq and is a predicted model, not a curated record. Gene Ontology annotation, biological process: endoplasmic reticulum to Golgi vesicle-mediated transport; retrograde vesicle-mediated transport, Golgi to endoplasmic reticulum; regulation of ER to Golgi vesicle-mediated transport. The coding region runs from base 1 to 2274 and encodes 757 amino acids.